CUGAAAAAUCUCCUGGAGUUCCUUACCCUUUCCAACACAAUAAUUAUGUUCUUAGCCCUACUCCCACUCAUCUGUCUUCUAAUUAUCACCACCAAAAAAGCCUCAUGCAAAGUCUAUUUGGUAAAUUUCUCAUGUUACAAGCCACCAAAUUCUCUACAAUGCUCAAAGGAACUGUCUAUGAAGCUAGCAAGACAAAGUGGAUAUUUCUCAGAAGACUUGCUUGAUUUCAUGAAGAAAAUUUAUGAAAGAAAUGGCAUUGGUGACUCCGCUUAUGUAACAGAAAAAUGUUUUGGGUUGAUAUAUGAUCCUUCGAUGAAAGAUGCAAGAAUGGAAAUUGAAACGAACAUCUUCAGUGCAGUUGACAUGCUUCUGGCAAAAACGGGUGUAAGAUGUGAUGAUAUUGGGAUACUCAUUGUGAAUUGUUGCAUUUAUAAUACGAUGCCAUCGGUUUGUAGCAUGAUAGUCAACCGGUAUAAGUUUAGAGAAAGCAUCAUCACCUACAGUCUGGUUGGGAUGGGAUGCAGCGCGGGACUUAGGGCAAUAGGACUAGCUAAACACCUUCUUCAGGUGAAUCAGAACACCUAUGCAUUGAUAGUGAGUACCGAGAGCAUUACAGAAAACUUCUACAUCGGCAAAGAUCGUUCCAAGAUCCUUCCCAACUGCAUGUUCCGCGUCGGAAGCGCCGCGAUCCUCCUCUCCAACCGCCCGUCGGAUCACAACAACUCCAAAUAUCAACUUCUUCAUGCAGUGCACACCAACACAUCAAGUUCAGAUCGGUCAUACAACUGUGUCCAACGGGAAGAAGACAACGUCGGAAUGAUCGGUAUCACCGUCACCAAAGACCUUGUCGCCUCCGCCAUAGCCACUAUCAAACCAAACAUCGCUGCCUUAGGUGGCAAAAUCCUUCCGAUAAAAGAGCAACUCCUUUACAUAAUAACUUACAUCGCAAGAAAACUACUUCCGUCAGUGAACAUCCAGCCGUACCAACCUAAUUUCUGCAACGCCGUCGAUCACUUCCUCCCGCACGUCGGCGGGAAGAUGGUGCUCGACGGACUGCAGAAAAGCCUAGGGUUUUCCAACAUCGCCAUGGAAGCUUCGAGAAUGACAUUGUACAGGUACGGAAACACCUCUAGCAGCUCGAUAUGGUAUGAGUUGGCUUACGUGGAGGCAAAAGGUCGGGUGAAAAAAGGAGACCGGGUCUGGCACAUCGCGUUCGGAUCAGGUUUCAAGUGUAGUAGUGUGAUUUGGCAUGCAAUGAAGACCCUUGAUGCUAAUGAUGAUGAUAAUAAUCCUUGGAUGGACGAGAUUUCCGGAUUUCCGGUGACUUUGACAGAUUGCGACGAACAAAUGCCUGUAUAUUCGUACCUUCCAAGUGAAGUCGAUUAAUGUUAUGUUGUUUAAGUUCCUAAAACAUCCUGUUACGAUUACUAGCUGUAAUGUUACGUUGCAAUACCGAGUCCAUUAUGAUAAAGAUUUGUAGUUUUUUUUUUCCUUUUUUUGUGAGUUGUAACAUAGUUAACAGAAGGAUCUUUAUGCAUCUUACAUCAUUUAAAUUAUUUAUUUAUUUAUUUAUUAUUCUAAUUUAACAUAUAAAGGAUUUAUUAUAGUCAAGGGAAUCAUCCAUAUAUAACUCGCAAAUUCUUAGAUGUGACUAGUCACUGGUUAUCACAUUUUUUCCUAAUUUCAUCCAUGGUGUGUUAUGGUAGUGUGAACUGUAGUGGUGGGUUGAGGUGGCUUCAUAUGAGUGGCCGAGUGGGUUAUAUAUUUAUUAUUAAUUAAAAAAAGAACACAUUAUUCACCUAAUCCAACUUCUAAAUAUUCACUAUGGGACCUGAACCCUCAACCUUAUGGAAAGGGACACUACUUUACACACCUAAUACCUUGAUACCACUGGGGAGAAGCAUUUGGGUGCACCGGUAGUGAAUCUAGGUCUUCACUUUAAGACCCGUGAAACAUUUUGUAUGCGAUAAGUAAAGUAGCAAUGCAACCGUUAAUACCAAUAGAUGAAUUUUAUAAACAUGUAAUUUGCAAUACACUAUUUAAGGGUUGGGUGUACUUAAACACAGUAAGUCAAGUUUGGGAACCGGCAGUUCAAAAUACAAAGAAACUUGGAAUGUGUCCACCUUUAUGCUUGGUCAUAAACAUGUGCUAAUACCAUAUAAGGCUUUAAGCCUACUGGCCUAACUACCAUGUCAGUUGAAGUCUCUAAUUCUGGGCCAACACAUGUAUUGUAUCUCUAAAUCUGGUCUACUGAAUCUAACCAAAAUGCCAAAACUUUUCUUUUAGUGUAGUUAUAUUAACCGCCUAUCAAACAAAGUACUUUGGCAGCAUAUCUAUCCUAGUCCACUAGUUUUUUAAAACCUUUAAAAAAUACUAGUGAUGGCGAUUCCAAACUGUUCAUUUAUGAAUGGGAAGAUUCUGCUUAUGCUUCAUCUCUAACGAGUUAGCAAGUUUAGCUAUCAAGAAAUGGGUAGAAAGCCACCCAAAGAAUAGUUUAAACGCAUACAGUCUACUAAAU
This is a messenger RNA of Helianthus annuus (common sunflower), 2518 nucleotides long. RefSeq names its product 3-ketoacyl-CoA synthase 20. Lineage: Eukaryota; Viridiplantae; Streptophyta; Magnoliopsida; Asterales; Asteraceae. The record is from RefSeq and is a predicted model, not a curated record. The transcript is spliced from 2 exons. Gene Ontology annotation, molecular function: acyltransferase activity, transferring groups other than amino-acyl groups. Gene Ontology annotation, cellular component: membrane. Gene Ontology annotation, biological process: fatty acid biosynthetic process. Bases 46 to 1386 code for a protein of 446 amino acids.